AUGGACAAGCAGGAGAAUCUCCUCGCGAGCAGCAGCGGCAAGAAGCGCUCCGAAGCCAAGAUGGCCGCCUCCACCAGCAGCCCCGACGACCACGCCACCCGCGAGCCGCCCACCAAGAAGCUGCGCCGGAGCUAUGUUGCCUGUCACCGCUGCCACUCGCACAAGAUCAAGUGCUCGGGCGAGACGCCCUGCCGCAGCUGCAGGAAGUCCAACAAUUCGAGCCAAUGCGUCUACCCGGUCCGAGAUCGGAAGGUCGUCAUCUCUGAGAGCUACCUCAAGAAGCUCGAGGCAGAGAAUGCCGCCCUCAAACGCACUUCGCCGACCCCGCCUUCCCAGGACGAGUCCCGCCAAGACACCGCCGCUGACGACAGCGACGUCGACGUCGCCAACGUCGACGUAGCCAAUCCCCUCCUCGAGGAGCAUGUCCAGCAACAGCGCCCCGCUCCUUUCGAUCGCGCCGCUGGCAAGCCCUUGUACAUCGGUGGCGCCGCCUGCACCGCGUUCGGCACCCGCCUGCGCUUCUACGUCAAGGGAAAUGACAUGGUGCCUCAGCCGCGCCGCAUGGUGUGCUACAAGCACCGCGGCCUGCUGCGCAUUGCCAAUACCGAGUUCCAGCUGCCGAACAAGACGUAUGCCCGCAUGUUGGUGCAGGUCGUCCUGCGCUUCAUAGGGAGCGACUACCACCUCAUCCAAAGGAAAAGCUUCUUGAGACGUAUGGACGAGAUGUACACUGCGCAGACGCACGACGAUCCCGUCUUUCUCUGCAGACUGUUUGUGGUUUUCGCGUUGGGCGAGCUGUAUUCCAAGAAGACGGCCGUGGCUGGCAACAGGAGAACGGUACCUGGAACGGCGUUCUUCCUGCAAGCCAUGUCUCUCUUCCAGGACCUGCACGAGGAGGCGGAUGUGGACUACAUUGAAACCCUGUUGAUCAUGUCUUUCUACUCGCACGCCUUGAACCGCAAGAACACGGCGUACACCUACGCCGGUCUUGCCCUCCGUCUCAGUCUUACUCUCGGCCUUCAUCGCAACCUCACUUACGACAAGAGCAUCAGCGCUGUCGAAAUUGAAAACCGCCGGCGAGUGUGGUGGACCGUGUACACCUUUGACCGCAUGUGCAGCUCCAAGUUGGGGCAUCCUGUCAUGAUCCGUGACGAGGAUAUUGACACGCCUCUGCCGUCUACUGAUGGGCUUUCUCCAGCGGAACGGGAAGAGUUCCUGGACGCCGAGCAAUUGAUCGCCACCGUCAAGCUUUCGCGGAUAACUGGGAACAUUCUCAACCUCAUCUACAGCAUACCAGGCGCCCAGCAAGAGAUCAACUUUGUCCGCAACGUUCACAAGAUCCUGAACAGCCUCAAGGAGUGGGAUGCAACGCUGCCUGCGAGCUUGAGGCUUGACCCCACAGUCUCUCCUCCGUACAAAACUCGAUCGAUUGCUUCGCUGCGUCUUCACUUCAAUCAGUGCAUCAUUCUCACAACCCGUCCGAUUCUUCUCUACGUCUUCAAAUACCACGUUCGCCCUGCUGGUUCCGCUGCCUCUCCAAACACGACGCGACCCCUUUCUCCCAUGACCGCCGCUCUCAGCGAAGCAUGCAUCCACGCAGCUCGCAGCAGCAACAAGCUCCUUGCCCAGCUCUGGAUCGAUGGUGCAAUUGCAACGUUCGGGUACUUUGAUGCCCACUACAUCUUCAGCAGCUCCAUUGUUCUGCUGAUGUCUAAUAUCCUCAACCCAUCUGAGUUUGACAAGGACUCGAUUGAUCUGGCCUGGAGUCUUCUGCAGUCCAUGGCUGAUGAUGGCAACCUUCCUGCGAGUGAAUACUGCGAACGUCUUGCAUUGCUGCAGAAGGAUUUGGAUGAUAUGUGUGGCAACGGAGGUGAUGCGCCGCAUGAAUUCAAUGGGGUUACGCCUCAAGAGCAUCGGCCAUCGUUCGAUGCUGGUCUCAAACUUGAGCCGCACGUGUCCCCUGAACUCCUCCACAAGGCUUCACCACCCUCUCCUCAUACCAACCUGCAACAACACACGCCCCCGACUUUGGAUAUGAACCUGGCAGCUGGCGAACGGAAUCAUGUUUCAGCCUCUGUCAAUCAGUUCAUCAAGAGUUUGCAGGCCACAAAUGGAGGCGGGCUGUCUCCAGGUCCGGCGGGUAGUGACGCGGGCACAGCUCCGCUGGAUGAUCCGUACAUUCAGGAUUUUUUGACCCAGCCAGACCAUCAAUGGAGUCCGGGAACGCUGGGGAUGACCGGAGAGAAUUCCGUGCCAUGGGCUUUUGCUUGGGAAUCGGGUGAGCUACAAACGGGUUUCAAUGGACUGUGA
Diplodia corticola is the source of this 2310-nucleotide messenger RNA. RefSeq names its product c6 transcription. Bases 1 to 2310 code for a protein of 769 amino acids. The transcript has 5 exons. Gene Ontology annotation, biological process: DNA-templated transcription; positive regulation of transcription by RNA polymerase II. NCBI's taxonomy places the organism in Eukaryota, Fungi, Ascomycota, Dothideomycetes, Botryosphaeriales, Botryosphaeriaceae. Gene Ontology annotation, molecular function: sequence-specific DNA binding; DNA-binding transcription factor activity, RNA polymerase II-specific; zinc ion binding. Gene Ontology annotation, cellular component: nucleus. The record is from RefSeq and is a predicted model, not a curated record.